This is a messenger RNA of Vespa crabro (European hornet), 6935 nucleotides long. It is a transcript of the gene uex, whose product is annotated as unextended protein. The record is from RefSeq and is a predicted model, not a curated record. Gene Ontology annotation, cellular component: plasma membrane. Gene Ontology annotation, molecular function: transmembrane transporter activity. The transcript is spliced from 14 exons. Gene Ontology annotation, biological process: transport; magnesium ion homeostasis. Bases 77 to 3028 code for a protein of 983 amino acids. Lineage: Eukaryota; Metazoa; Arthropoda; Insecta; Hymenoptera; Vespidae.
GCCGAUUCUUGAAGGUUAUAAAUACAGCUCACUUCUAGUAGAUGAGUAAAGUUGUCAGAGUUGAGUUAGUCGCACGAUGGCGCGACAUGUUGGUCGCUCAUAUACAUCGCCGGCAGUUUUUCUAUUAUUCGUUAUUGCAGUUAUUCGAUUAACAAGAGGCAAUACAUUGACAGACAUAGUGAGUCCGUUGAAUAAUCCUAAUGUGACAGCUGUAAGCGUGUUAAAUCUACGGGAUUCGUUCUUCCAUGAAACACCUUCGUUUCGUUCCGAGUACUUGAUAGAGCUAUAUGGGACCGGCCUCGAAAGUAACUUAUCAUUAUAUUGGUCGAAUGAUGGUAGUGAUUGUGAACAGAAUAAUGUACUCAAGAACAUUUGGAUCUCGAUGUCAGGCGAUCGUGCAAUAUACACGUUUCUCGAACUUCCGGACUUUAAAGUAAACACGGUCUAUUUUUGCUUGAAAAACGGCGAACGAUGGACCAAUCUUGGAAGUAAUUUUACGGUGAACUUACCUUCGCGAUUGCAAAAAUAUUUUCGCACACGUCGUGCCAAUUCACAUGUACCUGACAUCGGUGAUAAUGAAAAUGUACCAUCGACACAAGUCCGUACAAACAUUUACAUUGAAGGCCUGAGAGUAGAGUUAGCUGAUAAGGAUCCUAGCUACACCGAAGAAGGUAUUCCAGAGAUUUUGGCUGGUGGCAAAGCAGUAAUACGGUUAUUCGGAUCUGGAAUUACAGAAGGUACUUUAAUCACAUUUACGGAUAUGCCACAAGAGAGGGAUUCUAUUUGUGACAAAAUAAAGAGCAAUGAGUUUCAAGUAAAAAAUGUACAGAAAAAUACAGCAACCAUUGAUGUAGUUUUACCACUUGGAUCUCCAUUUUUUAUUUGUGCAAAAUCACCAAUAUAUGAAGAUGCCCAAAAUGAUUAUGUGCCUUUUAGACAUCAAGGCAGAGCAUCAUGGAAUACAAUUCGUACAUAUGAAAAAAUGUUACCUCUUUGGCUUAGCAUUUUAAUCAUUCUCUUGUGCCUCAGCUUUUCUGCUUUAUUUUCCGGCCUUAACUUGGGUUUGAUGGCAAUGGAUAGAACUGAACUAAAAAUACUUUGUAACACUGGUACAGAAAAAGAAAAACAAUAUGCAAGGACAAUACAGCCAGUGAGAAACCAUGGAAAUUAUUUACUUUGUUCUAUUUUAUUUUCAAAUGUUCUUGUCAAUUCAUUAUUCACUAUUCUGUUAGAUGAUUUAACAUCUGGACUAGUUGCAGUCAUCUGUUCAACACUUGCUAUUGUUAUUUUCGGUGAAAUUUCACCACAAGCCAUAUGUAGCAGACAUGGCCUAUGUGUUGGUGCUAAAACAAUUUAUAUUACAAAAUUAACUAUGAUAAUAACAUUUCCAUUAAGUUAUCCAAUUAGUAAAAUUUUGGAUGUUUUUCUUGGUGAAGAGAUUGGUAAUGUUUAUAACAGGGAAAGAUUGAAAGAACUUGUUAAGGUUACAACGGGAUAUAAUGAUCUAGAAAAAGAUGAAGUUAAUAUUAUAGCUGGAGCUCUUGAAUUACGGAAAAAGACUGUUGCAGAUGUCAUGACAAGAAUUGAAGAUGUGUAUAUGCUAAAUUAUAAUGCAAUUUUAGACUUUGAAACUGUAUCUGAAAUCAUGAAAUCAGGUUUUUCACGAAUACCUGUAUACGAGGGAGCUAGAACUAAUAUAAUAACGAUGUUGUAUAUUAAAGAUCUUGCAUUUGUUGAUCCUGAUGACAAUAUGCCACUUAAAACACUUUGUCAGUUUUAUCAAAACCCAUGUAAUUUCGUUUUCGAAGAUGUUACGUUAGAUAUAAUGUUUAAACAAUUUAAAGAAGGUCAUAAAGGUCACAUGGCAUUUGUUCAAACAGUUAAUAAUAAGGGUGAAGGUGAUCCUUUCUAUGAAGUGAUAGGUUUAGUUACAUUGGAAGAUGUCAUAGAAGAAUUAAUUCAAGCAGAAAUUAUAGAUGAAACAGAUGUAUUUACCGAUAAUAGAAGUAAACGUAAAAGGCAGGCUCGGACAAAAAUGCAGGACUUUACCGUGUUCGCGGAGAAAAAAGAAAAUCAGCGUAUUCAUAUAUCUCCUCAAUUAACUUUGGCCAUGUUUCAGUACUUAUCUACAACUGUAGAUGCUUUUAAACCUGAUACAAUAUCUGAAACUAUUCUACGUCGUUUACUUAAACAAGAUAUCAUUUAUCACAUCAAAGUCAAGACCCGUGAAAAAGCCAGAAAUGAUCCCGUUGCGAUAAUUUAUCAGCAAGGAAAAGCGGUAGAUUAUUUUGCAUUGAUAUUAGAAGGUCGAGUAGAAGUUACAGUUGGCAAGGAAAAUUUGAUGUUCGAAAGUGGUCCAUUUACAUAUUUUGGAUCUCAAGCACUUACUACGAAUAUAGGAAUAGCUGAAUCUCCCACAAAUGGAAAUCCUCAAAAUCUUGGAAGCAUUCAAUCGAUCAAUUUAGAUUCUAUAUUACGUUACACAUUUAUACCAGACUAUACUGUUCGGGCGGUAACAGAAGUAUUUUAUGUCAAAGUCAAAAGAUCUUUGUAUCUUGCUGCCAAGCGUGCCACUCUUUUGGAACGAAGCCAAAAAGAUCCUUUACCUAGUCAGGAUCAAUUUGACGAUGAAGUAGAGAAAUUAUUACAUUCCUUGGAUGAAGAUGAUCGUAGCGUACCAGAAUCGCCAGUUUUACCAAAAGAUAAAGAAAAUGAAACCAGUAAAGAUAAAGAUAUUAAAAGUCAAUCACCAAUUCGAAGUGCAACUGCCCCAACAUCUCCUCUCCCAGUCAGUGCAAGUCCAGUUACAAAUUCUAAAUUUGUUUCAUCACACAGCGAUCAUAAUGGAAAGAUAAAAAAUUCCCCAAUAAAAGCACAAAAUGCAGCCACUCCAACAGGAUUGGGUAAACUCAGUUUAGAUUCUGACGUGCAUAUAAGUCAAUCAGAAGCUGUCCGACUUCUAUCUGGGAAGAAAUCAUUGGAUGAUGAGGAAAGGACAACUUUAUUAGUUAAACAAGAUCGUUCUUAACGCUUACAGAAUGGCCGACGAUGUACAAUAAUGUCGGCAGUUGGAAUAGUAUUAAAGAUACUAAGCAACGAAGGACAGAACAUACGUCUAUGACAUAUACAGAUGUUUUGGCAUUAGGUACUUAACAAAUUACUUAAAUAUCUAAUGUAAACGAUACUAAUCCAGUUAUGAGAUUCUUAUGCAUUUUAUAUCAUCGCGAUUGGCUUAGAAGCUGUACCCAAUUCCUCGAUAAAAAAUAUAUCUAUUUUGCUCAGGGGAAGUUGCCAAAAAUGUUCAUAUAUAUAUAUUCAUGAAACAUUAUUCAUUGAAUAGCUCAUUUCAUGAACAAUCAUACGUGCAUCACAUACCACUGUUUAAUUGCAUUUAGCGCAUGGUAGAAAAAAUAUUCCAAUUUAAUCUCACACGUUCCAUCAAGUCUCUUUUCAUUAAGCAGCUAAGUACUUACAAAAGUGUUCAGUAAAGACUGAACAUGUAUAUAAAUAGAAGUAAUAACUCAUUAACCCAUUCAGAGAAUAAGUGCUCGUAGGUUGGUUGCAUUAUAUUUUAAUUAGAAAGAAUAGGAAAAGAAAUUCUGAAUAUUAAUCGUGUGGUUAGAUUCUGUGUUGCAUAUAUUUCUUAAUAUACUCUGCAUUAGCAUUUAGAUAGAAUAUUGAAUACUUUUGAGCGCAGUAACACUAUGUACUUACAUAGUGAUUUUUUUUCUUUUUUCCAUAGAACCUAAUUAAGUUUAUCUACGAGCGCUCUAGGGUUAAUUUUAAGAUUGUUUUUAUUUUAUAAAAGAUUUUAUGAUCUAUUUAUUUAUAUUAUUUAUGUAGUAUAUAUAUAUAUAUAUAUAUAUAUAUAUAUAUAUAUAUAUAUCAUUUAUGGAUUUUAUGAGGAGAAUAAUUCAAUCUAAGAGAAAAACUCCUUUAAUAAUCUAUGAAAGAAGUUUUUCUACAAGCACUUCCCUCUACUUACUGUGAAUAUAGUAUGAAAAUGUCUUGUUUUUUUCUCCUUUAAAUAUUGAUGUAAUGAUUUUUAUUAUCAAAAUUAAUAGAUUUAUGGGUACAGUUUUUUUUGCUGAUCUAGUAAAAGAAACAGGAUGAUUAAUCUUAUUAAUAAUUAAAAUCUUAUAAUUAUUAUUGAAAACUUUUGUGUGAAAAUAAGUUUAUUUAACAAUAUUAUAAAAUACCGUUGUAUGACCAAACACAGGCGGAUAUUAACCAAAAACAGUACAAAGUAAUAAAUUUGUAGGUAUAUAUAUGAUUGAAGGAAUUAUUAAGUAUUUUUCUUGGUGCAACGGUCUUUAAUUUUGCUUUAUAAAUUAUAUCCUUUAUAUUUUGCAUUGAGUAAUAGGUGCCCUAAAAAUAAUUAGUGGUAAAAAGAUAUAUUUGAUACGUAAUUAAUGUAAUCGUAUUUUUAUUCUGUGCCUUAAAAUAUCUGGUAGAUAUAAACCUGUUUAAUCAGCUUUACUAGACCAAGUGUUGCCCUAAAAAAUAUUUUAGUAAUCAUUUGAAAAAUAUAUCUGUUAAUUUAUUUUCUAUUUCUUUUUAUAACCCUCGAACAUUUAUUUGUAAUUUCGCACAAUAUGUAUAUAUAUAUCAAAUGUAUUAACAUUAGAGAAGAAUUAUGAACAUUAUGUUACACUUCACGCAUAUACGUAAAAGACGUAUUCAAAGUUAUUACUAAAUAUCACUAAAAAAUGUGGUAGUAUUACUUGCAAGAGAUAUAAAUCAAUGAAAUUAUUGUAUGCUUGAGAUAUUUUAAUGAAUUAUAAAUUAAUUGCAAAAAUGGAAUAGUAUAAAUAUAAUCCAAUCUAAAUAAAUCUUCAUAUACAAACAAUGAAUAAUAGAAAUAAUUAAUAAAAAUAUAUUUCUUCACUUCUAUAAUUUAUAUUGCAAUAUAGAAAAAAAAAAUAAGACUCGGAUUACAUUAUUCCUGAAUUAAUAACGAAAGCAAUUUCUGAACAUAUCUCCCAAUUGUUAAAAUAAAAAAAAAAUAAUAUCUUAAGUUUGUUUAAUAGAAAAGUAAUGUAGAGCGAAAUACUGUUUGAUUUUAAGAAUCUAUUUUAUUUUUGCUAUUUACUUUAAUUUUUUUAAAUAAUAUAAUUGUAGAAACUGCCAUAUAUUUAAUAUAGUACAAUUUUUAUCGUUCAAAAUUUUAAUAAUUAAUUUAUUUUUGAAAUUAAAUAAGAAUAAUUAAUAUUGGUUGUGGGUACAUCUCUUUUUGAUUAUAAUUUGUAUACCAGAUACAAAUAGAAGUACUUAUAUGGCCAUGAAAAGUAUGCAUGAAAAGAUCAUUAAAAUUAAUUUUCACAUUGUCAAUUCAUGAAAUAUUGAAGGAAUGUUUGUGACAUUAUUUUAAUGAUAUUAUUUUAGUAUUUAUACUCAUUUUAUUUUAUUUUAUUUUAUUUUUUAACAAAUACAGUUGUACUUAUUUUAUAUAUAAAUCGAAAUCUUUUUGCGUAACAUGUGAAAUAGAGAGAGAAAUAUUUUUUUAAGUUUAUAAAUAUUUUAUUUGUGUUCUGAAAGAUUUUCAGAAAUAUCAAAGAUUAAUUGAAUUUACAAUUUGUUACAAAUGCGAUAAAUUAAUAUCGAUUUAUAAAUGCUUUUAUAAGUAAAUUUUUAGGUGCGUUUUAUUGAUAUAAUAUACGCAUGUGUUUUUCUUCGUCUAAAAUUAAUAAUUAUAACAACAAUGAUAGUAGUAGCAAUUUCAUUAAAUUUGAUAUUAUUUCAACUUAUCAUGCAAUAACCAUUUUUAAUUCUGAUUCUGUUUCUAUACUUAUAAACUAUUUUAUAUACUCUAUACUAGAUUUAUAUUGUAAAAGUAUGAAAGUCAACUCAGUGUGUGCAUAUUGAAAAAUAAUAUCACAUAUAACUCUUUGAAGCAUGACGAUAGUCAUAGUAUUACAUUAAAGUUGUUUCACAUAUAAUAAUAAAAAUUUAUUUUUCUUGUUGAAAUUUAUAAAUAGAAUAACUCGAUCAGUCUUAUUGGAGAAAUUCUCUCCUCAAGUAUUAAGUUGGAGGGGGUACGUAUAAGGUGCUAUUUUAGCAGUAAAUAUACAUUAUAUUGCUGUUGAUAUAUGAGUAGGACUGUAUAUAAUCCUCAUAAUAAGCUUCAAAGAGUUACAAUGCACAUCUUAUACGACCAGAAAUAUUAUAACACACAUUUGUAAAAUGUUUUAGCAAUUGCAUUAUUUUCCAAUCGUUUAUCAGAUAGUUAAAACAUUGAUACUGAUGCAUUUGCUAAAAUAUAAAAAGAUAAAUCGUACUUAGUGAUAUAAAAAUAUGUUUACAGAGAUGUUAAACCUAUUAAGAUUUUAUAUAUUUUUACGAGAUUACAUCAUGAUCUUUUACUUAGUUUUCUGUACUAUCUAUUGCAUGUUUAUUGUAUAUAAUACAUAUAUAUGUGUGCGCGCGUGUGUAUGUGUGUGUGUUCGUUAUUUUUAAUACAUUGUAUGUAGCACUUUAUGACAAUGUAAUGAGCUUUAGUUAAACAUAGUUAUGUCGGGAAAGUGUUAUUACAUACUAUUUACAAAAAAAUAAGAAGCCGGGUUUGACUCACUUUCUUUCUUAUACUUUCUAUACAUGUGUAUGUGUGCGUGCGUGAGUGCGUGCGUGCGUGUUCGUGUAUGUACACAUAUAUACAUGCAUACAUACACACACACAUACACGCAUAAUAUGCGUAUAAAGACAAAAAUGACAAACAACGCGAUCUGUACAAAUCGGUUUAAGUAAAAAGAAAUUUGUGAUCUUCCAUAGUUAAUCAUUAAAAUGUUGCUACAUGCGACAUGCAAUAAUAGAUAGUACUUAUGCAUGUUUUUGACAAAUCUUAUAUUGUUCCGAUUCAAUAGAAAUAUGUUCUCAAACAUAAACAAAAGAAAAAAAUCUAUCCGGUCUGUAAUAUAAAAAUAAAACAAUUACUUCAA